GGGGUUCUGCGGGAAUUGAUGGAUUCGAUAAAUAUAAAACAUCCGGGAAAAAUCAUAUAAUCCAGCUAUUGGAUCAUUUUAUGAUUGAAGGGCCGAAUGGUCGACAUCUCUGUCUCGUUUUACAGGUUGCAGGACCGAGUCUUGCGUCGUUGAAUUAUGCUCCUGGUGCAGUGGCCGGUAGUAGAAGAUUAUGAGCAGAGCUUGCUCUUAAGAUUGCGAGACAAGUAGCACAAGGUUUGCAUUUUAUCCGCUCUCGAGGAUUCUGUCAUAGGGGUAGGUUUUGUCUUGUCCUGGAUUUUAAGUAAGAUAGGAAAAAAUUAAUUGUGUUGCUGAUGAUUUGAUAGAUCUUACUGCUUCCAAUAUUUUAUUCAAACUCAAUGAUUCUAUAGAUACUUUGUCUGAAGAAGAAAUUUACAAGCGAUUGGGUCAUCCGAAAAAAGAUAAAAUUGUAACGAUUUCUGGAUCGACACCAGGAAAAUCAGCUCCUAAAUAUCUCGUCGAACCCUGUUCUCUUCUCAACCCAGAUUUUCUAUCCGAAGAAAUUUUACUCCUUGACUUCGGCUGUGCUGUGCGUUUCAUAAAGAUAGUCCACGAACAAACCCAGAUGAUAUUCGCCUCACAAUAUCCUAUGCUGCGCCUGAAGUCAUCCUUGAUUCGAAGAUGAGUAUCUACUCCGAUAUCUGGGCUCUCGGAUGCAUACUCUUCGAGAUUAAAAGUGGUGAGCAACUCUUUGGAGACUGGACUGGGACGAAAGAUGAUAUACUUCGACAAAUGGUAUCAGCAUUGGGUAAACUGCCCGAGCCAUGGUGGACAGCGUGGGGAAAUCCCAUCUUGUUUUUUGAUGACGAUGAAGAACCAAAAAAGAUUUGAGAUAAUGGCAUUGUCAGAGCUAGAAAAUUUGAACUAGAUGAAAAGAUAGCCGAUAUUGGUGCUGAGGAUGAAGAGGAGGAUGAUCCGGGGAGAAAUUGUGCUGUGAUGUUGGAACCGAGUGGUGUUAAAGUAGAAAAGGAGGAAGCUUCACAGAUGAAAGAUCUUUUGGAGAGGAUAUUGAAAUGGAAACCAGAAGAGCGUAUUUCUAUCAAGGAGAUUAUGGAUUCUCGUUGGCCCUUGUAGAAGAACUGUAUAUAACACCAAGAGAAGUAGAGAAUAGAAACCCU
Molecule: messenger RNA, 1157 nt
Organism: Sclerotinia trifoliorum
Lineage: Eukaryota; Fungi; Ascomycota; Leotiomycetes; Helotiales; Sclerotiniaceae
Source: the annotation of a GenBank genome assembly